Molecule: messenger RNA, 7076 nt
Organism: Amoebophrya sp. A120
Lineage: Eukaryota; Dinophyceae; Syndiniales; Amoebophryaceae
Source: the annotation of a GenBank genome assembly
GUUGCCACAUCCACUUCUCCGACGAGGCUGCAAUUGCUAUACGUUUGUCUUGUGAGCGAAGACGUGUGCUGAAAAAGAAUUCUUCGAAGGAGAUAGAUUUUGACUCGAACGACCUGGUGAAAAACAUGCAAACAUAAAGUUUAUGCAACCAGCACCUGUAAAUGUAAAUGCACUUGUUGUUUGUGUCGAUCGCGUUUUCGUUCUUGUCUUGAAUUAGAAUCGAACCUCAAAAGAUGCAGCACUCCUCUCCCGGACCGCGCUGAUUGUCAACUGAUAAUAUUGAAAUAAGCGGUUCUUUGGCGGGGCCCAGCACGACACGAGCGCCAGCACGAAGACGCACUACUUGUUCCGAUAACGUCGACAACUGCUGACGGUUACGCCCAAGAACAUUGAAAGCCCUCGUCUUGCUCCUCCCUGUUUGUUCGUGCCGACGUGGUCACCAUGGAAUCUGCCAGUUUCCACGACUUUCGGAUCGUGCAGGAGCUCGGCCGCGGGUCCUUCGGCACGGUGUAUAAGGCAAAAUGGAACCAAAACCAGCACCCGGGAUCCUCCUCCUCGCGCCCGACCAGCACGCGACCGGGGCCGCCUGGUGGAGACCCCGACGCGCAACCCUUUUUAGUGUUGAAGCGAAUUGACUUCAAGCCCUGGCACCAGGAGAAACACCGGCUGGCGGCGAAAAAAGAGGUGCAGAAGAUAGCUGGUUGAUGUGCAUGUGGAUAGGUGGUUUUUUGUUUUCGAAAUGAAACUUCGUCUCCUUUUUUCCACAUGCGAGGUAGAUUCCAACAUUUGUCACGGUCGGGUCGUAUCUAUCAACAAGACAAUGAAAUUUCUAUUCAGGUCCAGAUGCUCGCGAAGGUGCGGCACCCGAACAUUAUUCGGUACUACGGCAGCUUCACGUAUAAGGGCGCCCUGUUUAUCUGCAUGGAGUAUGCAAGCUGCGGAGACCUGCACCAGUUCAUUCAGAAGCGGCAGAGGAGGCAGGCGCAGUUGACAGAGGAUAUCAAAUGUAAAAAUGUCUGGGUCUGGAAAUUUGUAAUGCUAAAAGUGAAUGGGAGUUCCACCGCAAUACGGAGCCAAGCAUGACAAAUUUUUGGGCUCCUAUGUGUUGCGUGUUCCGCAUGGCAAACUGCGUUUUUGCAUGACAGGUAAGAGGACAGCUUUGUGCCCAUGCAUCACAGAUUCUUGAGCCAUGUCAGACAUCCAUGACAAACAUAGCAAUCUUCCAGACCCAGACAUUUUUACAUUUGACAGAGGACCUGCUUUGGAAAUUCGGGGACCAGCUCGUCGCUGCGAUUGCGUACUAACUACUGAUAUCAAAUGUAAAAAUGUCUGGGUCUGGAAGAAUGCAUGUUUGUCAUGCUUGUCUGGCAUGACUCUUAAAUCUGUCAUGCACGUUACCCAAGAGCUCAAUUUUUCUGUGAUGCAGGAACGCAGUUUGUCAUGCAGAAUAGGCAACACCUAGAAGCUCAGAAACUUCUCAUGCUGAGCCAGCAUUUGUGGCCUCAUCAUGAGACGCCACCCAGCAUCACAAGUUUCCAGACCCAGACAUUUUUACAUUUGAUAACUGAGGACACGACUGAGAAUAAAAACUUAAAAUAUCGAAAUCAUAAAUCAGUUUCCUUUCUUUUGCAGGAGAGAGAUAUCGUUUUCUCGGGUAUCACUCUUGUUUUUAUGCGAGUUGUGAUGAAAUUUCGUCAAUGUCUGAGAAGCGCAAGACAUAAAACAAACACUUAUUCACAUCUUCAACAAACUACAGGCACCUGCAUGGCAAUUCCAUCAUCCACCGGGAUUUGAAGCCUUUGAAUGUGUUUCUCGCCGAGGGUGACCGCAUCAAGGUUGGCGACUUGGGUGUUUCGAAACUGGUAGAGGAAUUCGACCAGAAUCACACGCGAGUGGGCACGCCACUGUACCUUGCGCCGGAACAGAUCAAGCAUCAAGGGUAGGAAACGAAAUUUCGGAUUUUCCGCUGGUAGACCAGCGACGAUAGCAACAUACUAGAGUGAGAACUUCAACUUUGAUAAUAUUGACAGCAUGACAGACAGAGACAGUCCUGAGAAGUGCCGAAGUGCAGAGAAACCGCAAUUUCGAGCGUAGUUGAAGAUCCAUAUAUACUUAUAUCCAUUGUCCAUUUCAAGAAUGCAAAAAAUUCCUCCGCCUCUUCCAUCAUCAGGUACGAUUUCAAGGUGGACAUUUGGGCUCUGGGUUGCCUGCUCUACCUGCUGACCGCGUUAGAGCCGCCGUUCCACGGGCAGAACCUGAUCCAGCUCGGCAACGACAUUGUGCGGAGAAAUCCCCGUCCUUUGAGCACCGGCUACAGCCCGGAGUGGCGCACGCUGGUGAUGCAACUGCUGACGAAGCGGCCACAGGAGCGACCAGACAUUUUCACGGUGGAAGCCACGCUGCGCGGGUCGCGCGGCAUUUUGUCCUCCAACAACGGUGGCAGUGGGGCUGGAGGAAGGACGCGAGGACACCAUGGUGGUGCAUCGACAACCUCUGGGCAACAAAACAAUGGGCAGAAUGUUGGUACAGUCUACUUUGAAACAAGCGUCGGCGCGUUUUGACGUUGCAGUGCUCGUUUUCGUACUAGUACAGAGCACAUGACCGCACAGUAGAGCCAGAGGUGCCCUUGUUUUCGUGUCAAUUUGAAGAUGCAUGAACUUGAUCAUCAUGAUCACACACCCUACGUGAAGAUCAUCUGCAUCAAACUGUAAAUAAAGAGCAAGUUGUGCAAUGAAAAAAACGCAGUAGACAAAUGCUUAUAUGCUUAUUCAGGUUUUCUCGACCCAGACGGACCGAAGGAGUUUCCCACCUCCGUGCGCCAAGUGAAAGGUCCCAUAUGACAGUGCACAACGCCGCCCCCUGCUAUCCCUCAUUUGCAAUGCGAAAAUACCAAAUCCACAUACUGCCUUGAAGCGCAAGUGUCUAGAUGAAAAGCUUUGGAACCUCUUCAGAAUUACUAUGAUGAGUGAGCAGGUUUGUCAUGCGGAAGCCAGAUAUCUGCCCUUGCUUGUGUUGUUGCUCUUGCAGCUCAUCGACGUUUACGGCAAGUGUUUAGGGGCCUGGGGGCCCACAAGUUGUGCACUUUGAUAUCCCGGCGGAGUUGCGCAGAUGAACAAGCGACCCAUGUCUGCCUACGUCAGACCGAGCACCGCGAGGCUGCUGGAGCGGGAGCAAGCGCAGCAAGAGAAUCUGAACCAGCACCAGAUGCACAACAACAUGCAAGAGAAAAACAAAAAUGGCAUUCCGACCCUGGUUGGCCACAGUCGGAGCACCAGCUCGUCUUCCACCACCAGUAAGGAUUCUAACAAGAACAAUAAACCCAGCAAUUUUUACAACAACGGCGAAGGUGGAUUUAUCGUCAACCAUGGAGUUGUAGCAGGAGCCGUAGAAAGCAACAGGAUUGAUCACAUCAUCGAAGUUGACCAGUAUAAUAACAACCACUACAACAAUCCUCGCCAUCAGGCCCCGCCCGUCCCGCUGGAGCUGGUCAACCAACAAAAAAACAACAAAUCCGGUGCAACUUCCACCGCCGCGAGGGCUGGUUCAUCCUCUUCUUCAAAUCGGGCCGACAUGAACUACGAUGGAGUGCACUUCAUACCAGCAGGAGCAGUGCCGGGAGGUACUGUAGGGACAAAUAGUACAACCGGAACAAAUCAGCAAGUGGGCGUAGGUCCUCCUGGUGGAACCUAUUCACAAAAUCCGCACUUUGUAGUUGGCUCCUCCUCUUCCGCACAACACCACCCUCAACAAAGGAACAACCCGACGCCUACAGCGGCAAACCCUGCACAGGUGCAGAUCACGUCAGGUGCGGCUCCUCCUGGGGAGAUGAGAAGUCAAAACCAAAACCUUCGCCCGCUCUCCGCACCGCAAAUCUACACGCGGAGAAGUAACAACAAGAAUAGCAACAAUCCCAUUCAGCACAUGCAGAUGAUGGCGAACGUGCAGCAGGGCGGCAGUUCGAGCAGCACUGCGAGAUUUAAUGCUGCUGGUGGGGCAACAUCGUCUUCUAGCGUGAAGAUCAUGAAUCGCCCCAUUUCGGCGACGACUCAACAAGUGCAGCAACAGUACAACGACGUGAAUGACACGAUAGACAAUACGACGGCGCAGAUAAUUAUUGACGACGACGACGGAAAUGUAGACGACGAUAUAGAAACCGCGGUUGCAAUAUGUCAUGUGAAAUCGCUUGCGCCCUUUGAUGGUUGCUGCAGAGUCGUGUAUAAUGCAAAAUAUAGCUGCACCUCGUCAAUCAAAAUCAAAUUCAGUAUCAAUAUGUAAACGGGCAAAGAAUUAUGUGUUGAACUCAAUUUUUCCUUUAUUUCGCUAAGAAGUGAAUGCCAGGUCGAGUGCGGAUGCGAUUUCCCCAGGUGGAUAUGCAAAUCACCACGCGCGGGUGCUAGGCGGUGGAAGUAAAAGCGAGGGUUUGACACAGACAACCUCGCAGGCCAGGUCACGGUCAAAUUCUCAGUCGCAUCGAAUCAUCAAGAUCCCGGCAAAAUUUGGCGGAGGCGGUAGUGGUACUGCUGCAGAUGUACUUGGUGUUGAUCAGCAAUGGAACGGUCUUGCGGAGGGUGGAGAGCCACCCGACCGCUUUGGAGAAGGAGCGCAAAUAACUAGUACAGGAGCUUCAGGUCAUCGUAAUAUUACACAGAAGCGACUGUCUGGUGUGAGCACUGCAGCAAGCGCAAGCACCACCGCGACGACCAAUGCCGCUAGUAUGGUGCAGAUGAUGCAACAACAUCAAGAACAGCCCUACGGGACGAGGAUGGCCAAUGCGAAAAUCAACCACGACCCAACGGCGUCAUAUAGCACCACGGCGGAGCAGACCAGAAAUGAUGCGUUCUUUACGACCACCGCGGAACAAACAUCCGGAGGAAUCGGAGCAACUGGUGCGCGGUCGCAGAAGUAUCCGGCUGGUGGGAGUUGGAACAACCAGCAAAAUCACGAUCCUGCUUCAUCCCACAAGAACCGUGGUAGAGACCAUCAACAUGAUGGAAGUGGUAGUUUUUACAACAGCAAUAUCGCGGCCGAGGAAGCAGCUCCACUUAAUUCGUUUUCGCAACAGGAACUGAUAGAGUCGGGAAAAAACAUGGAUUUGGCCGCGCGACACAUCAAACAGCAAUACGCCCUGUAUAACCAGUCGUAUCAAAUGCAAAAGUGUCUGGGUCUGGAAGAAUGCGAGUUUGUCAUGCUUGCCUGGCAUGACUCGAAAAUCUGUGUUGCAUAGGCACGAAAAGGCCCUCUUACCUGUCAUGCAAAAACGCAGCUUGCCAUGGGGAAUACGUAAGACAUGGCAGCCAAAAAAUUUGUCAUGCAUAACUGCGUAUUCCAGUGCGUCUAUCAUUCACUUUUAGCAUUACAAGUUUCCAGACCCAGACAUGUUUGCAAUCCAUAAGUCGAACGCGGCGAUAAGAAGUGCUGCAGGCGAUGACGUCCAGCAGUAUGGUCAUGCAGACGAUCAUUCCCGUGGAACUACAACUUCUAGAGGCCGCCCCCCAGACCCUCGCGCCGUAAAGACCACGACAGCACCGGGCGGAGGUUCCUCUUGUAGCAACGCAGACGGCCAACAACAUAUCAGUUCCCAGCAGCCACAGAUGGUUGCAGCCCAGCAUGUGCCGGUGAAAAGGUUGACGCAAAGUCAGCACCUGCCGACGGGCGGAAGUGGAUCAUCUUCUGCCUCCAGGUCGCGCAGUCUGAACAGGAACGGCAUUUACGAACAAGAAGACGUCGACUACAUGCGCAGCUCCUCUGGUGGCGUGGCAGGAACUACAGGACAAGUACAUGGUGCUGGACAAGUACAACCUCCAGAGGUACAAGCUGUCUCUGCUAGCACAUCCGGACCACAGAUAGUACCAGCGAACAAAGUUUUUUCACGCUCCACCACGUCGUCGGCUGCUCCUGCUGCACACCAGCUGCACCAACAAGUCAACAUGUCGCGUCCCUCGAGCGCAGCCGUCGCGGUGGAGGUAAAGGCACCACGCACGAUGACCCGACCGUACGCGAACAGACCCCGGACCGCGGGGUGCAGUCGGAGUGCGGCUGCUGCUGGAAGCACGAACGGGGGCGGGUUUCUUGCAGACCUGGCGCAUCACCAAGUAGGUGGCUCCUCCUCUGCGUCAGGUGUACAGAAACCCAUGCACCUAUUCGGCGCACAGCCGGUCUUCAACGACGGCGCCGUUGUAAACAAGGCGGGGACGGCGAACAAGGCCAAAGUCCGGAUUAGCGUGCAUGAUCUAGCUUGACGAUGCGGUCGUGCUUGUUGGGAUUCAAUAUUGCCAACGAUCCCGCGGAGGAUAAGUAUUCGAGUCCAGGGAACGCAGUAGAUGAAAUGAAAUGCCAAUGGAAGCUCAAACCAAAAACUAACAGGUAGCUGAAGUUUGGAAAAUUGCAAAAUGAAAAUGUUGACACAGAGAUACUUAGAUGUACACGACGAACAGAAGGAGAGCUGUCUACUCUACAUGUCGGCGCGCUCUCGUGUUUGCUGCAGAUCAAAUAAAAAUGCAACUUUUUAUCGUUGGGCUUCUCCUCUCGAUGCUCUUUGCUCUCUAACGCUGGUGCUCCAGCACCACUGUCACUUUUACUAUGUAUGCUUAUGCGGGUACAAAAUAAAAUGCUUUUUCUCUUUGUAGGAAUUGAAUGGUCAAACCUUUUUAUAGUUUUCAGUAGUCUACAACUUUCCAGUUGGUCUAUAAGCGGAAUGGAUUCAAAAAAAGGAACUUUACUCUACCUCUCCCGAGAUCCUGAUGAAGAACAAUUGAUGAGCCAGCAUUUGCGACGAAGUAGCUGAGAAUAAAGUGUCAGUUCCACAACCAACUCGUGUGAACGUUGCAUUUCGCUUCUUCCUGUCUUUCCCUUUCAGCAUCUGCAAUAGUAAGGUUGUUGCACUUGUUCGUUGCGAACUGCAUGUGGUAGUCCUCCUCUCUUGGAAAAAUGCAGUGGGGGAUCAGGAAAUUGCGGAGAUUGUCACGAAAACGGAAAUAUCAAACAUUCUUCCGAAGGUAGAUGUUGUACACGGCCUUGAUGAAGCAAUGACGAGCAUCAAAAAGAUGAAGUUCCUUGCUCGAUGUGACACAGUUAAA